AUGGAUUCCUACGACUCAUCAGAUGACACAAACGAUGUCGACGACGAGUCCGAACACGACAGGAUUGAUUUCUCCUUUUUCACAUCACUCCUUACUGCCAUCGCCCAAGUUUCAUCGAACAAGAGUGCAAAGGUACCCCGUUACAAGGCAGAUUAUCCGGCCUUGAACAAGUUCCGUCUCUGGGUUGACGCGUUUCGGAAACGCUACCCCAAUCCCGCCAAGGGUACCACGGCAAUUAUUUUCCGACUUCUGUUUCCCGAGGAAGACGUCCGUCGCAAGUAUGACAUGCAAGAGAAGCGGCUGGCUCAAGCCCUCGGCGAUGCCCUUGCCACUUCUGACCCUCGUUUACUCAAAUGGGACCAGGACGGUGCUUCUGGGUGUCUUGGGGCAGAAGUGCGGCAUGUCAUGAACCAGACUUCGACAAUUGACCCAGAACAACCUAGUCGUCUGACAAUAGAUGAAGCCGAUAUUGAGGCGGAAGAGGAGCCACAUAAUUCGCGCGUUAUAUUCAAGGCUGUCCGCCGUCGAUGCUUCUUUUCUUACGCAGAUCAUCCUGAAAGAUCUCCGUCCGCUCUCAGUAAGGAGGAUGCUAUGAAAAUAUGGGAUCCCACCAAGUCUAUGCUUCAGUCUUAUAGCUAUGCCGCAACUCUGGAGGACGCAGCUGCCGCUUUUGAAAACGGAGUAACCAUCUCCGCACCGAAACUGGGUAUUCCAAAAUCUUUGAAGGGCCAAGGAUGCUCGCAUGCUCUCUCCCUCCUUCGAUCAGCCAAAGUGGUUUGGGUGGAAACCAAAUAUGAUGGCGAACGUGCACAGAUUCACGUCGAGGUGUUACCGAGCGGUAUACCCAAUAUCACUAUAUUCAGCAAGAGCAAACGCGAUUCCACACAGGACAGAGCUGCGGUCCAUUCUAUCGUCGUUGAUGGUCUCGGGCCUGAUCUUAAAAGAGGUCGGAUCAGGAACGCCAUACUAGACGCCGAAAUGGUUGCACACAAUGGAGAGCGCAUCGAUGAAUUUUGGAGAAUUCGAAAGCUCGUUGAAAACACAGCUGUUGGUCCUCGUGCUAGAAAAAGGCCGUCUGUCAUCUCGGAAAGCCAGUCUUCGCUCCUAUCUGAUGAUGGCAACGAGGAACGCCACCUUGCCCUUGUCUUCUUCGAUGUACUCUAUCUCAACUCAGUGUCCUUACUUUCUUCGCCUUAUAGAGAGCGGCGAAAGAUUUUAGAAUCGAUAAUUCAACCUAUACCCGCCUAUGUGAUGCUCUCUGAUCGGAUUCCGAUUCUAAUGCAUAACCCUGAAGAAGCCGAGGCCAAGUUUCGCCAGGUGUACGCAGAAUCAAUUGCGGAUUAUCAAGAAGGAGUCGUUCUAAAAGCCGACGAUGGUGGCUAUAAUAGAGUAGGUCAUCCUUGGGUCAAAUUGAAACGAGACUAUAUUCAAGGUCUAGGAGACACAGUCGACUUAGUGUUUCUUGGUGCUGGGUGGGCCAAAGAUCGUGGUCGAGAACUUAAUGUUCCAACGGAUACUUUCACAACAUUCUACAUCGGUACUCUCACAAAUUCUGAAGAGCUAAAGUAUAAUCCCGAUGCGCGACCACACUUUCUCGUCCACUUCGUAGCUGAGUAUGGAUUGAACCGUGAUACACUAGAGCACAUCAAUUUCUGUAUCAAAAGUUCUGAACCGGUUCCAUAUUCGUUAUCCCGCAAGUCCGAAGCAGACUUGCCAUAUUUGUUUGAGUUAUACAAAGGUUUACAUCCUCCAUCAUUUCUUUUGCGAUGCCCGUUACUAGUAGAAGUCAUGGGAGCCAAUUUCACGAAAUCGGAGGGCUCUAAAGAAUACGAAUUGCGCUUUCCUAGAAUCUUGAAGAUCUAUCGGCCAGCCGAACGAUCUUGGAGAGACGGGGUCAAUCGCCAGGAGCUUCGUAAGAUCGCGAGGAAAGCUGUUGGUAGGGAUUCAAAACACAAAGAUAUCGAGGAUGAUGCUAGGACUAUUUGGAAGCUGCCCACAUCCUCCAGCGUGAGAUGCUUGGAAAGAAGGAAGACAACGAUUGUUACGUAUGAGGAGAAGCUCCUCGAGCGAGAUCGCAAACGAAAGGGAAGCUCGUGUUUCGACUCAGCUCCGACCAAGAGGAUGAGGAAAUCCGAUACAAUCCCUGCUGUUGCUAUCUCCUCACCACGAUCUCCUUUGCGCAUGGCUACAAACAUCAUGCAUCUUUCUUCACCCAUACCUGGUACGCCGUCUCUCCAAUCACCAGAAUCGCAACCUACGAAAGUCCCUCUGUCAUCUUCGCCCCAAUUCGAGGUCAAUUCCGAGUCCAAGUUUUUGCAAGAAUCCCUCGUCUUCUUUGUCGAAUCUCCUUCUGACAGUCUUCCCUUUGCACGUCCGUGGAAGAAGCUUGUUCCGCACCAUUGCCGUGUCCAUGCCCUGAGCUCUUUGUUUGAUGGAUGUGGCUGGCAAACGGCUGGCGAACGGCGCUCAUCGCCGUGGGCUAAACGAGGCAUAAUUUUCGUUGACAAGGGCCGUUCCGCAACAAGAGACUGGGAGGCAUACAUUUAUGAGAACAUCGCCAAACGCAAACUACCUUUGCCAACGAGAAAGCCGAUCUGGAUAUUUGAUGGUUCUUCGCCAGUGUCGAUUCUCAAACGACAGGCCUUACAUGUUUUCUCAUAG
This is a messenger RNA of Desarmillaria tabescens, 2661 nucleotides long. RefSeq lists its product as uncharacterized. Gene Ontology annotation, cellular component: DNA ligase IV complex. The record is from RefSeq and is a predicted model, not a curated record. Gene Ontology annotation, biological process: DNA recombination; double-strand break repair via nonhomologous end joining; nucleotide-excision repair, DNA gap filling. Gene Ontology annotation, molecular function: DNA ligase (ATP) activity; ATP binding; DNA binding. NCBI's taxonomy places the organism in Eukaryota, Fungi, Basidiomycota, Agaricomycetes, Agaricales, Physalacriaceae. Bases 1 to 2661 code for a protein of 886 amino acids. The transcript has 13 exons.